AUGUCGUGCCAGAACCCUCGCCGCCGGUCCCCUGUGACCCGCGUCGGCGACGCUUCCAGCAAUGGCCUCACCAGCCUUAAGACCAACAUGACCCUGCGCAAGGGUGCCACCUUCCACUCGCCCACCUCUCUCGACUCUUCAUCCAUCGACGCCUUCAUCCCCCCAGCUCUUGGUCGGUCGCAGACCAACCUUGAAGACGUUGUCGGCGCUCACGUCCGCCGCAUGGAGAUGAUCGUCAGCGGUAUCGAGACAUCACUCAAUCUGAAUGAUACCCCAAGGCCCGCCUCUAAGCCUUCGCGUGACGAGUGCCUGCCUCGCACAAACGGCUUCCUCGGCCGCCCUACUGUCGACCCCGCCAUGGCAAAAGACACCAAGACCAGCGGGGAGCGCCGCGUCCUGCGCCCAAGACAUCGUCGCUCAUCGGAGCAGCACGCUUCGGACAGCGGUCUCGGCACCUCUCUGGCCUCUUCCGUCGAGAAGCAAGCCCCCAGCAUCACCUCCAAGACCAGCAAGGCAUCCGCCAUUACGCGCUCGGCUGCCGCUCCGUCCAACACCAUGACCAAGGUCUCUGGUCUGAGCUCCAAGGCGGUCAGCCGUGUUCACGAACACGUUCUUCGCCCCCUUCGUGCCAAGCCCGAGCUGAAGGACUUUGAGCCCAUCGUCCUGGACAUUCCCAGGCGCAUUCGUGACAAGGAAAUCAUCUGCCUCAGGGAUCUUGAGAAGACUUUGAUCUUCAUGGCACCGGUAAGUCAACUCUUGUAUCAACGCAGCAUUUGGGGAGAUACUUAUCGGUCGUUGAUGAAGGAGAGGGCCAAGACCGCCGCCUUGUACCUCGAUUUCUGCCUGACGUCCAUUCGAUGCAUUCAAGCCACCGUCGAAUAUCUCAGCGACCGCGAACAAAUUCGACCGGCCGACCGACCAUACACUAACGGAUACUUCAUCGAUCUCGUCGAACAGAUUCGCCAAUACGCCGGACAACUUGCCACUGCCAAGGAAGCCGGAGUGGAGGGGCGUGAGAUGGACGUCGACCCCACCGACGAGGUCAAGCUGUUCGGUGGCAUCUCGCAGAACGGCCGCCCCGCCGAGCUUGUCCGCGUCAGGAAGGACGGUCAAGCCAUCUCCAUGGCUACUGGCCUCCCCGUUGACAUGGAUGAGGACGGCAAGGAUUUCCCCAGACUGAAGCGCUCCCUGAGCCAGCAGCUGGCGGACGACGAGGAGAUCAUGCGGUCCAUGGCUCGCAGGAAGAAGAACGCUACGCCGGAGGAGCUCGCUCCCAAGAAAUGCCGUGAGCCUGGCUGCAACAAGGAGUUCAAGCGUCCCUGUGACCUGACCAAGCACGAGAAGACGCAUUCUCGUCCCUGGAAGUGCCCCGUCAAGACCUGCAAGUACCACGAGUACGGCUGGCCCACCGAGAAGGAGAUGGACCGCCAUCACAACGACAAGCACUCCUCAGCGCCCCCCAUGCACGAGUGCCUGUUUCAAGCCUUGCCCUUACAAGUCGAAGCGCGAGUCAACUGCAAGCAGCACAUGGAGAAGGCCCACGGAUGGCAGUACGUCCGCACCAAGACCAACGCGGCAGAAGCGCCAGCGUUGCUGGAAAGCUCGGGCACAGCCGACCCCUCAGCUCGGCAACAUGGCAACGCCCUCGAGCAGCCACAGCAUUGCUACGCCGCCCGAGGAGAGUACCAGCCUCUUCCCGACUUUCAACCACGACGACUUCCCUCACUACGUCCCGGCCGAGGAGUUUGCUGA
This is a messenger RNA of Verticillium alfalfae VaMs.102, 1752 nucleotides long. Its product is annotated as zinc finger transcription factor ace1. The record is from RefSeq and is a predicted model, not a curated record. The coding region runs from base 1 to 1752 and encodes 583 amino acids. Lineage: Eukaryota; Fungi; Ascomycota; Sordariomycetes; Glomerellales; Plectosphaerellaceae. The transcript has a single exon.